Messenger RNA from Lactuca virosa, 1299 nucleotides. The record is from the annotation of a GenBank genome assembly. NCBI's taxonomy places the organism in Eukaryota, Viridiplantae, Streptophyta, Magnoliopsida, Asterales, Asteraceae.
AUGGCAACAGAAGGUGUACAAGGAGGUAGUUCGGGUGGCACACAAUCUCCUGUAUCAUCGGUUACAGCAUCUUCAGUUGUAGGUUCCAGAAAAAGAAAAGAGCCUGCUAACAAAAGUCCUCUUUGGGAUUUUUUUACAAGGAGACAAGUUGCUAAGGGUGUGCUAGAUAAGUAUAAUUUAGAGAAGAAGCUUUUGUUAAGUGAGCUAAAGGCAAGUGGUGAUGAUAUUGGGAGGGAAAUAGAGCAAUGUUUAAGGAAGUGGGAGAUUAACAAAGUGUUUACUAUCAUAGUAGAUAAUGCAAGUGCUAAUGAUGUGGCUGUGUCGUACAUGAAAAGAAGGCUUUCCAGUUACAAGACAUUAAUGUUUGAUGGGGAUUUUUUGCAUAUAAGAUGUGCAUGCCACAUCAUCAACUUGAUAGUGAAGGAUGGUUUAAAGGAGUUAAAGGGUGGGGUUGUAACAAUAUGGAACUGUGUGAAAAUGGUUGAAGAGGAUUGCCCAUUCAAGAGUUAUUUUCAAGAAAAAGACAAAUCUGGUAAUACCGACAUCGAUAAGGCCACGCUUACAGAAGAUCUUAUUCUGAAGAGGGUUGCAACUUCUAUGAAAUCAAAGUUUAAUAAGUAUUGGGGAAGUAUUAAGUCAAUUAACAAGGUUGUCAUGAUAGCUAAUGUUCUUGAUCCGAGAUACAAGUUGCAGUGGGCUAAAAUAGCUUUGAAUAAGGUUAAGGCAAGUCAUCUAGUAAUUGAGUCAAUAGAAAGUGACUUAAAGAGAAUAUUGAUGAGGAUGUAUGAUGAAUACAAAAGAGUUGAGAUUAGGGACCCUGAACAAAGUUAUCAUUAUGUUGUGGAAGAUUUGGGUGUGUAUGAUGAUGAACUAGAUGGGCUUGAUGAAAUCAGCACGGAGAUAGAAAAACAAAGGAUGUCAGAGCAAUCACAAUGCAUAAUGAAUGAGGUCGACCAAUAUUUAUCCGAUAGAUAUAUUAGUCUUCUUAAUGAAUCAACAUAUCCAGUUCUAUCAAAGUUAGCUAAAGAUACAUUUGAUGUACCUUGCUCAACCGUGGCUUCAGAGAACGCAUUCAGUUUAGGUUCACGAGUGGUUGAUCUGUUUAGAGCUUCAUUGACACCAAAAACAGUUGAAGCUCUUGUUUGCACAACUGAUUGGUUACGUGCCUCUCCUGUUAACUUCAGCUUAUAUGAAGAUCCAACUGAGUAUGCCUUAAAGUUUUAUUAUGAAUUAGAAGAAUGCGAGAAAGAAAAUCUUUAUAAUCAAGUGGGCGAGGCAGUCGGAAAUGCUACAAGCUAG